Molecule: messenger RNA, 1679 nt
Organism: Prunus mume (Japanese apricot)
Lineage: Eukaryota; Viridiplantae; Streptophyta; Magnoliopsida; Rosales; Rosaceae
Source: RefSeq, a predicted model, not a curated record
CUCCCAUGCAACUCCUCUGACGACGAUGAGUAGAAUGGACAGCCGCCUACUUAGCCUUGCCAAAUUUCAUAUCUUCUGUACUCUAUCACUAGCUGCAAUCAUCUUCAUCAUCUAUGCCGAUAGCAUCAUCUAUAAUGACUCCGAAAAAUCGGUUGAGUUGAAUGAUAAAGCUCCUUCUCCAGUGCCGCUGCAGACUCAUAGUUCUGCUGGCCAUUUGAUCAAGUCUGAUAUAAAUCGCAUAGCCCUGCGUUCCAUGCAGGAAGAGACCCUUGAGGUUGGUAGAGAAAGUCCUCUUGUUCCUCCUUUCAAUGCCACAGAAGAGGAAAGAAUCGCUUGGUUUCGGAGCAAGCUACCCGAAUUUGAGAUUUUCAAAUCAGACAAGUUUGCAAGGCAAUUCCACAGUCGUGUUCUGGAAUUCUUUAACAACAAGUGUGAGGGGCAGUUCUUUAUGACAUGGAUUUCACCAGUGAGGUCCUUUGGAAGCAGAGAGUUUUUGUCCAUGGAGAGUCUUUUCAGAGCCCACCCUCGUGGAUGCUUGAUGAUUCUCUCGAGAACUAUGGACUCCCGACGUGGUUACAGAAUUCUGAAACCGCUGCAGGAUCGCGGGUUCAAGGUUCAUGCAGUGACACCAGACUUAUCAUUUCUGUUCAAGAACACCCCAGCUGAAGCCUGGUUUGCUGAAAUGAAGGGAGGCAAAAAAGACCCUGGUGAGAUCCCAUUAGCCCAGAAUCUGUCUAAUUUGAUGAGGCUUGCAAUUCUAUACAAGUAUGGAGGUGUUUACUUAGACACAGAUUUCAUAGUUUUGAAUUCAUUCUUGGGGUUGAGAAACUCAAUCGGUGCACAAAGUGUGGAUGUGGCAUCUAAAAACUGGACUAGGCUAAAUAAUGCAGUUCUGGUGUUUGAUAUGAAUCAUCCCCUUCUGUACAAAUUCAUGGAGGAAUUUGCCUUGGCUUUUGAUGGGAAUAAAUGGGGGCACAAUGGUCCCUACCUGGUGUCCAGAGUGGUCCAGAGGGUGCAAAACCGACCAGGUUACAACUUAACAAUUCUACCCCCUAUCGCCUUUUACUCUGUCGAUUGGAAGAGGAUUGGGGGGCUGUUUAAGAAGCCAGGAAGCCAAGCUCAUUAUCGAUGGGUAAAAGCAAAGCUGCUUCAGCUCAGCAGGGAGACUUAUGGGGUACACUUGUGGAACAAGCAAAGUAGCCGAGUCGCGAUCGAAGAAGGAAGCAUUAUGCAGAGAUUAAUCUCCGAUCAUUGUGUCAUUUGCAGUGACAUAUACAGUUCUGAAAGAAUUUUCUCAAACGAAUAAAUGGUGAAGCAUCUUCAACCAACCAACUGUGGCGAAGCCGCAGACUGGAAAUCGAUACAAGCCUCCUAUUUGUUAGCAUACUCUUGCAGGAAUUAGCUACGAUUCAAGAGCUAUGGAAUUCCCUUUCUUUUCUUUUUUCAUUCUUUUUUUCCAUUCAUAUAAAGUUCAAUUUGUCUUUUUCACUUUCAUUUUGAAUCUUCUGCCCCAGUGUAAGUAAGAUCAUCAUUUCAUUGUAAAUCCAAGAUUCUGUAAACGAGUUGUGGCAGACAUUCCCUGUCUCAAUAUGUUAAUAGAAGCUAACCCUUUUUUAUUUUUUGAUAUAAAUAAACAAAUGAGGUUUUCCUGUAUUACAAGUUUGCAGACAAAUACUAAU